Molecule: messenger RNA, 1431 nt
Organism: Eurypyga helias (sunbittern)
Lineage: Eukaryota; Metazoa; Chordata; Aves; Eurypygiformes; Eurypygidae
Product: proton-coupled amino acid transporter 1-like
Exons: 10
Biological process (GO): proline transmembrane transport; L-alanine transport; proton transmembrane transport
Cellular component (GO): vacuolar membrane
Molecular function (GO): L-alanine transmembrane transporter activity; L-proline transmembrane transporter activity; amino acid:proton symporter activity
Source: RefSeq, a predicted model, not a curated record
AUGGCUGACCCCAAGGAGCCUGAGAAAGAGGGUGUUGAGCUGGGCACCCCUAAUGCUGCUCCCCCCGCAGGGACCAUGUCCACCCGGCGCCUCCGCAGCGAGGACUACAACGACUACAGCUCCACGGACGUCACGCCGGAGGGGAGCCCGCCUGGGGGCAUGAAUGGCUUUGCCCACCCCGAGUCCUACCAGCGCUUUGGGGAGUCCAACGGGACAACGUGGUACCAGACCCUGAUCCAUCUCCUGAAGGGGAAUAUUGGCACGGGAUUGCUGGGGCUGCCUCUGGCUGUGAAGAACGCCGGGAUCCUGCUGGGUCCUCUGAGCCUGCUGGUGAUGGGAAUCGUGGCUGUACACUGCAUGGGCAUCCUGGUGAAAUGUGCCCAUCACUUCUGCCACAGGUUCCAGAAGCAGUUUGUGGACUACGGGGGUGCCGUGAUGUACGGGCUGGAGUCAACUCCCAGCGCGUGGCUGCGGACACAUGCCGUCUGGGGAAGGCGUGUGGUGGGACUUUUCCUGAUCAUCACUCAGCUGGGCUUCUGCUGCGUGUACUUUGUCUUUCUGGCUGACAACCUGAAACAGGUCAUCUCUGCAGCAAACGGGACCACCAAUGACUGCAACUCGAACAGGACGGUGGCCAUGACCCCCACCAUGGACUCCCGGCUCUACAUGCUUUCCCUCCUGCCUUUUGUGGUGCUGCUCUCCUUCAUCCAGAAUCUCAAAGUCCUGUCCAUCUUCUCCAUGCUGGCCAACGUGGCCAUGCUUGGCAGCCUCAUCGUGAUCUACCAGUACAUCGUGCAGGACAUUCCUGAUCCCAGUCACCUGCCUCUAGCAGCAGCCUGGAAGACCUACCCUCUGUUUUUUGGCACGGCGAUCUUUGCUUUUGAAGGCAUCGGGGUGGUGCUGCCUCUGGAAAACAAGAUGAAGAACCCCCGUCAGUUCCCGGUCAUCCUCUAUGUGGGGAUGACCAUUGUCACCAUCCUGUACAUCAGCCUGAGCGUCCUGGGGUACCUGCGCUUUGGGGCGGGCAUUCAGGCCAGCAUAACCCUCAACCUGCCCAACUGCUGGCUGUACCAAGCCGUCAAGCUGCUCUUCUCCUUUGGGAUUUUCUUCACGUACGCCGUGCAGUUCUACGUGCCCGCCGAGAUCAUCAUCCCGCCCCUUGUCGCCCGCGUGUCGGAACGCUGGGGCUGGCUGGUCAACCUGCUCCUCAGGGUGGCCCUGGUUGGUGUGACCUGCGUGCUGAUCCUCAUCCCGCGCCUGGACAUCGUCAUCUCGCUGGUGGGCUCCGUCAGCAGCAGCGCCCUGGCUCUCAUCUUCCCUCCGCUGCUGGAGAUCGCCACCUACUACGCCGAAGGCAUGCACCCCCUCCUCAUUGCCAAGGACGUCGCCAUCAGCCUCUUCGGCUUCGUGGGUUUCGUGGUGGGGACGUAC